Molecule: messenger RNA, 691 nt
Organism: Darwinula stevensoni
Lineage: Eukaryota; Metazoa; Arthropoda; Ostracoda; Podocopida; Darwinulidae
Source: the annotation of a GenBank genome assembly
AUGUCCUCAGCGGGAGAGGCCGCGAUCCAAGCGACUGGCCGGAUUCCAAGUGAUAAUGAUGAUGAUGAUGAUGAUGAUGGAGAUGGAGAUGGUGAUGGUGAUGGUCCGGCCGAGUUCCAAGAUCGGACAAGGCCGAAGCGAGAGCAUCAGGCCCAUCCCGGCAACGAAGAAGUGGAAAUCGACCAGGCACGCGAAGAGUUCCCUCGAGAACGGGACCAAAUGUCAAAUCCGCUAUCGGCAGAUAGCGAAGAACACGCGGAAAGCCAAGACGAAGGCGGAAAGAAACGAAGAUCCGCGAGAGACCCGACGACACGUUAUGAUGCAGGGCUGGGCGGUCAUCGCUCUUCUUCUUCCAGGGUUCGUCCUCGCAGACCCGGCAGAUCCGACUGCGAUGAAGCAGACAAUGUGCUACCCGACGAUGAUGCAGACAAUCUUAUGCUGCCCGACAUGCGAGGGAAUCCCGGAUGGCACCGCCAGGCCUCAUCCUUGUUUUGCCCCGACGGCUUCUGGUUCAACCCAGUGGGCGGAUACUGCGACUACCCGGAUCCCGAUUACUGCCCGCAAGAAUUGGUCUGCAGCCAAUUCCGCAAAGUGGAACUGUAGACUCCAAUGGGUCGAGGUCAUUCUCGCAUUCGUUUCCCAACGGCAUUGAAUCUCGACUCGAUUCCAAUGUUGAAAGCUGGAAAUGCAG